Zasmidium cellare ATCC 36951 is the source of this 1011-nucleotide messenger RNA. RefSeq lists its product as uncharacterized. Lineage: Eukaryota; Fungi; Ascomycota; Dothideomycetes; Mycosphaerellales; Mycosphaerellaceae. Gene Ontology annotation, cellular component: cytosol. Bases 1 to 1011 code for a protein of 336 amino acids. The transcript has 5 exons. Gene Ontology annotation, molecular function: hydroxypyruvate reductase [NAD(P)H] activity; NAD binding; glyoxylate reductase (NADPH) activity. The record is from RefSeq and is a predicted model, not a curated record.
AUGGGAAAACCACAGGUCUUACUACUGGGGAAGAUUGAUCAUGCCCAUUCCACCUGGAACGCCCUCAGCGAGGUCGCCGACCUGAUCGAACCAAAGUCCACGAACCGCGCCGACUUCAUCAAGGAAUGCCAAUCCGGCGCGCUGGACAACGUCCUCGUCGCCUACCGUACCUUCGGCUCGGUCGAGAUAACCGGUGUUUGGGAUGAAGAAUUGAUCUCCGCCCUCCCCAAAUCCCUCCGCUUCUGCACUCACAACGGCGCCGGCUACGACCAAGUCGACGUGCACGCCUGCUCCGCCCGGAAACCUCCCAUCCGCGUCAGCAAUGUCCCUACGGCGGUCGACGACGCCACGGCCGACACGGCUGUCUUCCUGAUCAUCGGUGCGUUGAGGGGCUUCAACACGAGUAUGUUGGCCGCGAGGGAGGGCAAGUGGAGGGGAGCGCCGGCGCCGCCUUUGGGUCAUGAUCCGGAGGGGAAGGUCUUGGGCGUGUUGGGGAUGGGGGGCAUUGGGAGGAAUAUGAAGAAGAAGACGGAUGCGUUGGGCAUGAAAUGCAUCUACCACAACCGACGACCCUUGAGCGAUGAACUCUCCGGCGGAGCGAAAUACGUCUCCUUCGACGAACUCCUCGCACAAUCAGACGUGCUAAGUCUGAACCUGCCCCUCAACAAAAACACCCACCACAUCAUCUCCACCGCCGAAUUCGCCAAAAUGAAAAAGGGCGUCGUGAUAGUCAACACCGCACGAGGAGCCGUCAUGGACGAAGACGCCCUUGUCAAAGCCCUCGAAAGCGGACAGGUCUUUUCGUGCGGCUUGGACGUCUACGAGGAAGAACCCAAGAUUCACCCGGGUCUUGUGGCGAAUCCUCAUGUUAUGCUUUUGCCGCAUAUGGGGACGUGGACUGUCGAGACGCAGACGGCGAUGGAGGAGUGGUGUAUUGGGAAUGUGAGGGCGGCGGUGGAGACGGGCGAGUUGAAGAGUCCUGUGCCGGAGCAGGAGGGGUUGGAGGGUUAG